CCGUAAGCUUCGUGUAAUAUCAACAGCUGAUUCGUGCUGUUUGCUCUCUUUAGUGGAUGCUAAGCUAAGCUUAAAUCAACGCUAAGUUCCACAAGUAAACAAAGUGAGAACCAUUGUGGAAGCUAGUACUAACUCUCAUGUUUAUCUAACUCUGUGAAAUAUAUGUAAAUACAUUUAUAUAUUUACGUCGAUUCUUAACUCCUUUACUUCGCUACGGUUUGCAUUUAUUUAUGAGCUCAAACUUGGAUACACACAACCAAUUAUAUGUGGAUCAAUCAAUCUACAAGUGAAGCGAUAUAUAAAAACAAUGUGUUGAGCGGUCUUGAUCUUGAUCGGCAAUGCAAAAAGCUGUGAUUUUGGAUGCGCUUGCUGUGCUUGAGCAACGCAGCAUGGCAAGAAUAAUCAGUAGCGCACUUACAAAGAGAUAUCUCUCGUCUACAGCAGAGCGUUCAACGGCAAAAGCAUUUGCUAAACCUUAUAAAGAUAUACCGGGACCGCGUGGACCCUUUGGACUUGGUAUACUUUAUCAGUAUUUGCCCUUAGUUGGACGCUACUCAUGGCUGGAGCUACAUAAGGCUGGCCGUGAUAAGUACGUACAAUAUGGGCCGAUCGUGCGUGAGACUAUGAUACCAGGCGAGGAUAUAGUGUGGUUAUAUGAUCCGACUGAUAUUGCGACUCUGCUAAAUGAGCGGGAUUAUCCACAACGACGCAGUCAUUUGGCGCUGGAGAAGUACCGUAAAGAUCGGCCGCACAUCUAUCGAUCGGCGGGCUUGCUACCAACCAACGGCGCGGAAUGGUGGCACCUACGCUCAGAACUGCAGAAAGAGAUCAGCGCACCGAAGAGCGUACGCAGCUUCCUUGUCGACUUGGAUUUGGUCACUCAAGAGUUUCUUGAAUAUCUACCGUUGGAGUGCAGCUUUGACAUACUCCCAAAAUUGGCGCGCUUGAAUUUGGAACUUACCUGCCUAAUGACUUUCGACGAGCGUCUUAAUGCCUUCUCACCCGACGAACAGCUACCCAACUCACGCUCCACCAAACUCAUGCGCGCUGCGGAAACUACGAAUAGCAUCAUUUUACCUACCGAUCAAGGUUUGCAAUUGUGGCGUCACUUCGAGACGCCCAAAUAUCGUAGGCUACGCAAGGCGCAAGAAUAUAUGGAGAGUGUCGCUAUCGAUUUAGUGUCUCAAAAGUUGGCGUACUUCAAAGAGAGCAAAACGAACGGCGAUGGCGAUAAUCAUGAUGGCACCAUGUCGCGCAGCUCAUUGAUUGAAGAGUACCUGAAGAAUCCCAAUCUCGAUCUCUGUGAUGUAGUCGGCAUGGCCGCUGAUUUACUAUUAGCAGGCAUUGAUACCACUUCGUAUACGACGGCAUUUGCGGUAUAUCAUAUCGCCAGGAAUGCUGAAGUCCAAGCGAAGCUAAAGGACGAAGCAUGUCGUGUAUUGGCCACACCGAAGACACCCUUGUCAGCUGAUGAUUUGCGCGCAGAAGUGCCUUAUACACGCGCCGUGCUGAAGGAGGUUUUGCGCUUGAAUCCGAUUUCAGUCGGCGUUGGACGCAUACUUAACAGAGAUCUGGUGUUAAGCGGUUAUCAUGUGCCGAAAGGGACCGUGGUGGUAACACAAAAUAUGAUUUCCUGCCGUUUGGAGAAGUACUUUCCCGAUGCACUGCAAUUCAAGCCCGAACGUUGGCUACAUCGCAAUCAAGCCGUUCAUCCCUACCUAGUGCUGCCCUUCGGUCACGGCAUGCGCGCUUGUAUAGCUCGUCGCAUGGCUGAGCAAAUACUACUCGUUUUCAUGUUACGUUUGUUGAGAAACUUCGAAGUAACUUGGAUGGGUGGUGAAGACAAGGUGGGUGUGCGGACGCUGCUCAUCAACAAGCCCAGUCGGCCGGUAAGCAUACAGCUGAAGCGACGCGAUGAGACAAGCAACGGAAAUUGAUUACCGAUUCAAUAAAGUGAUUUUCUGAUUAAACAACAGUGCUUGUAUGUGUGUAUCUCGGAAGAACAUUGUAAAUUUAUGGGUGAAAAGACGUAUCUACAUAUUGUGUAACCAUUCUUAUUAUAAUUAUUGUGAAGAUUGUACUUAUAGUUAAUAGUUUUUGUUUUUUUUUGUAUGGAAAUUAAUAAAGGGUUAUUAAUAAUAUAAAGCAUAA
This is a messenger RNA of Bactrocera oleae (olive fruit fly), 2151 nucleotides long. It is a transcript of the gene dib, whose product is annotated as Cytochrome P450 302a1, mitochondrial. The record is from RefSeq and is a predicted model, not a curated record. Gene Ontology annotation, molecular function: heme binding; iron ion binding; oxidoreductase activity, acting on paired donors, with incorporation or reduction of molecular oxygen. Lineage: Eukaryota; Metazoa; Arthropoda; Insecta; Diptera; Tephritidae.